AAAUUCCGUCCACCCAUGACCCAACGUAAAUUGGAAAGAGCAUAACCGGGUGAGGGAGAGAAGAACCAGAGACAGAGAAGGAAGAUACACGUUCCCUUUCCGAACUCAGAGUCUCAGAUUAUAUAGUACCUGUUUACCUUUUCAUACCCUCUCUCCCUCUCUCUCUCUCACGAGAUGAAGACUUCUCUGAAGGCGAGAUACGAAACUGACAAGAGCAGUGCCGCUGCAACUCUAGCCAUUAAUGCCGGCGAUGUGAAGCUCCGAGCUUCUAUGACGGAUGCCACCGUCGUCAAUGGUCCCAGCUUAAAUGGUCUCUCUCUCUCCGUGGAGAAGCCUGGCUUCUUCAUUGUUGACUACAACGUACCUAGACAGGAUGUUAGGUUUCAGUUCAUGAACACAAUUAGGGUUGCAGAGAAACCACUGAAUCUGACUUACAUUCAUGGGCGCGGCGAUAACCGGACUGUUUUGGACGGAACUCUCGUUCUUGAUUCGGCUAACAAGGUCUCAGCUAAUUACGUGUUUGGUUCUGGGAACUGCAAGUUGAAGUACGCUUAUGUCCAUGGAGGCGUGAGGACAUUUGAGCCCUGCUACGACCUCACCAAGAAUUCCUGGGACUUUGCUGUGUCUCAGAGGGUUUAUGGGGAAGACGUGUUUAGGGCUUCAUACCAGACGUCGAGCAAGCUCUUGGGGCUGGAGUGGUCGAGGGAUUCGAAAUUAAAUGGGACCUUCAAGAUUUCAGCAUCUCUAAAUCUGGCAGAGGAAGUAAAAAUGCCAAAAGUAACUGCUGAGAGUACGUGGAAUUUUGAGAUGUGAUUUUUCUAUUGAAAUUCCUGCAAAGCAAGCGAUUUCUAUUGGUUGUAUUUCAAUGCCCCUUGGUGGGCUGCUUCCAUUUUUGCUCAAUACUGCAAAUUAUUUAUGCACAAUAACCAGAUCAGUGGCAGCUAAUUAGUUUUUGCUGUGAAAUGGAGAAUGUAAGUUUCUAAUUGAGAUAUGAUUGCUUUAGUCCUCA
This is a messenger RNA of Nelumbo nucifera (sacred lotus), 1009 nucleotides long. RefSeq names its product outer envelope pore protein 24A, chloroplastic-like. The record is from RefSeq and is a predicted model, not a curated record. Gene Ontology annotation, biological process: regulation of monoatomic ion transmembrane transport. NCBI's taxonomy places the organism in Eukaryota, Viridiplantae, Streptophyta, Magnoliopsida, Proteales, Nelumbonaceae. Gene Ontology annotation, molecular function: voltage-gated monoatomic cation channel activity.